Molecule: messenger RNA, 4344 nt
Organism: Lolium rigidum
Lineage: Eukaryota; Viridiplantae; Streptophyta; Magnoliopsida; Poales; Poaceae
Product: paired amphipathic helix protein Sin3-like 4
Exons: 22
Coding region: 42-3959 (1305 amino acids)
Biological process (GO): negative regulation of transcription by RNA polymerase II
Cellular component (GO): histone deacetylase complex; chromatin
Molecular function (GO): transcription corepressor activity
Source: RefSeq, a predicted model, not a curated record
CCGCCGGAUGAGCUGACCCGGCCGUUGCGACCCGCCCGCCCAUGGGGUCUCAGCUCAAGCGCCCCAACAACGUCGUCCCGCGAUCCGAUCCCUCCAGGAUGUCUCCGCCGUCGCCGGCGUCGGCGCAGAAGCUUACCACCAACGACGCCCUCACCUACCUCAAGGCCGUCAAGGACAAGUUCCACGACAACCGCGCCAAGUACGACGAGUUCCUCGAGGUCAUGCGCGACUUCAAAUCCACCAGGAUCGACACUGCAGGCGUCAUCAUCCGCGUCAAGACCCUCUUCAGCGGCUACCCGGAGCUCAUCCUCGGCUUCAACGCCUUCCUGCCCAAGGGAUUCGCCAUCAAGCUCCAGGACCUUGACAGCGACAAGAAGCCCGUCGACUUCACCGAGGCUAUCAGCUUCGUCAACAAGAUUAAGGCCCGGUUCCAGCACGAGGAGACUGUGUACAAGGCGUUCCUGGGGAUACUCAACAUGUACCGCAUGCACAACAAGUCCAUCCAGGACGUAUACCAGGAGGUUGCGACGCUCUUCUGCGACCAUGCUGACUUGCUCGAGGAGUUCAAGCAUUUCUUGCCUGAUACGUCGACUGCCCCGCAAGUCUUGAAGGGUGUUUCCGUCAAACAGGAUGACGACAAGACCCAAGUAAUGCCUCCUGAUAGGAAAGUACAGAGCAUUAAGAGGGAGAGGCCUUGUCCGUUAACGGCUGAACGUGACACCAGUGUUGAUCGCCCUGAUCUUGAGCAUGGCCCCGAUAGGAAGCGUGUCGACAAAGAAAAGGGUCAUAAGAUUGAUCGGGAUAGAAGAUAUCAUGACAAGGAUGGUGAAUAUGACAGCAAAGACUUGGAUGGAGGACAACUCAGGCGCAAAACUUUCCCAAAGAAGCUGGAGGCUGAUACACACCAAGGGGCGGCUAGCAUCUCUGCUUCGUCGUACAAUGAUAACGAUGCACACAAAAGUGUGUACACGCAAGAGCUCCACUUCUGCGAGAAAGUAAAGGAGAAGCUUGAGCCUGAAGCUUACCAGGAGUUUUUGAAAUGCCUUCACAUAUACAGCCAGGAAAUAAUUACAAGAAGUGAAUUGAAAAAUCUGGUAAAUGACAUGCUUCAGCGCUGUCCAGAUCUUAUGAAUGGUUUUAGUGAGUUCUUGGAACAGUGCGAAAAUAUAGAUGGCUUUCUAGAUGGAGUCAUCAGUAAAAGGCAAACAUCACGAACAACGAAGACAUUGGAAAAAGAGAGAGAUAAAGGGCGUGCAGGGGAGGACAGGGAGAGAGAUAAUGAAAAACCAAGUGAAAACGAACGACAAAGGCUUGAUAAAGUGUCUAAGGAUGGUGCUACCCACAAAGCUCCUGCAUUCUCUAGCAAAGAGAAGUACCUAGGCAAGCCAAUAUCGGAGCUUGACCUCUCAAAUUGUCAGCGGUGUACUCCUAGUUACCGACUUUUGCCUAAAAAUUACCCUAUACCUUCUUCAAGUUCCAGAACCGACCUUGGAGUCUCUCUGCUCAACGAUCUCUGGGUAUCAGUGACCUCAGGAAGUGAGGACUAUUCAUUCAAACACAUGCGGAAGAAUCAGUAUGAAGAAAGCUUGUUUAGAUGUGAAGACGACAGGUUUGAGUUGGACAUGCUGUUGGAAUCUGUUAAUGUGGCGAUCAAGCGUGUUGAGGAGUUAAUAGAAAAGAUGCAAGACAAUUCAAUCAAAUCAGACAACCCUAUACGCAUCGAUGAACAUUUGACUUCUUUGAAUUUGAGGUGUAUAGAACGGUUAUAUGGUGACCAUGGCCUUGAUGUCAUGGAUGUUCUUCGCAAAAAUGCUAGCGUGGCGUUGCCAGUUAUUUUAACUAGGCUUAAGCAAAAACAGGACGAAUGGUCAAGGUGCCGGUCAGAUUUUAAUAGAGUUUGGGCUGAAAUAUAUGCCAAGAAUUAUCACAAGUCCCUUGACCAUCGCAGCUUCUAUUUCAAACAACAAGAUUCGAAGAAUCUGAGCACAAAAGCUCUAUUGUCGGAGAUCAAGGAAAUUAAUGAUAAGAAAAGGAAGGAUGAUGAUGUGCUUCUUGCUAUUGCUGCUGGGAAUAGGCGGCCAAUAGUUCCCAAUAUGUCAUUUGAGUAUGUAGAUUCAGAAAUUCAUGAAGAUGUUUAUCAGAUCAUCAAGUACUCUUGUGGAGAAGUCUGUAGUUCGGCAGAUCAAGUCGACAAAGUGAUGAGAACCUGGACAACAUUCAUGGAACCUAUUUUGGGAGUUCAGCCCCGAGCUAGUUGUGCCGAAAAUGCAGGUUUGGUAAAACUCAAGAGCCGAACCCCUACAGCUAGUGUUGGGGAAAACAAUGAUGCAACAAAAAAUAAUGUCGUUGCUGUUAAGCAAGCUGAUGGAGACGAAAGCGUUCCAAAGGAACAAGCGCAAUCUUCUCGUGCUUCAUUGGCGAAUGGAGCUACAGAAGAUGCUCAAAAUGGUUUCCAUGAUGCUGAUCGAGCUGUUCACAGAGGUGAGGGGCCAUCUGGACAAAACAUUUCCACCGAAAGGUCAGUGGAGAGUGCCCACCUUUCUCAGACUAAACAGAAUCAGCGUAGAACAAAUUUGGAGCUUACAUCAGGUACUAGUACUUAUAGAAGUAAUUUCUCUGGAGGUGAGGCUGUGGUUGAAGCUAUGGGUGGCAAUGAGGCAAUUCCCUCUACAGGGAGAGGAGAAACUGGACCUCAUAAGAAUUCAAAGAUUGAAAGAGAAGAGGGAGAAUUAUCUCCUAAUGUAGCUGUAGAUGGAGAGAAUGGUGCUGAUGUGGACGACGAAGGUGAGGAAAGUGCCCAGAGAUCUAUGGAAGACAGUGAAAAUGCAUCUGAGGCUGGCGAGGAUGCCUCUGGUAGCGAAUCUGGUGAUGGUGAUGAGUGUUCUCGAGAAAAUCACGAGGAUGAAGAGGAUGUUGAUCACGAUGAUCCUGAUGCCAAGGAGGAAAGUGAGGGUGAGGCAGAGGGAAACACAGAGGCACAUGAUGCCGAUGGAGGAAUAUCACUGCCAAUUUCAGAAAGCGCAGUUAAACCACUUGCCAAGCAUGUCCCCACUGUUUUACAUGAUCGCGAGGAGAAGUUUUCAUGCAUAUUUUAUGGAAAUGAUUCAUUUUAUGUUCUUUUCAGGCUACACCAGAUCUUAUAUGAGAGAAUACUAUCAGCUAAGACAAACUCUUCUACAACCGAAAAGAAGUGGAGAACCUCCUCCAAGGAUACAAACUCCCCACACCAAUAUUCAAAGUUUAUGAGUGCACUUUAUAACUUGCUUGAUGGUUCUUCUGACAACACCAAGUUUGAGGAUGACUGCCGUUCUAUCAUCGGGACUCAGUCAUAUGUUCUUUUUACGUUGGAUAAGCUGAUAUACAAAGUUGUGAAGCAGCUUCAAGCGGUAGCAUCUGAUGAAAUGGAUAACAAGCUGCUCCAGCUUUACAUAUAUGAGAAGUCCAGGUCUCCUGGAAGGUUCUUUGAUCUAGUUUAUCACGAGAAUGCUCGGGUUAUUCUCCAUGAGGAGAGCAUAUAUCGAUUUGAACGGCGCUCAGACCCUACAAGAUUAUCUAUCCAGCUCAUGGACUAUGGGCAUGAAAAGCCUGAAGUAACCGCAGUCUCGAUUGAUCCAAAUUUUUCGUCUUAUCUCUACGAUGAUUACUUGUCGAGUUCAGAUAUGAAUAUAUGUGAUGAUGUCUUCCUCGAGAGGAAUAAGCGGAAGCAUGGGGGCAACGAUGACAUUCAGGCUUCCUUGGAGGCCAUGGAUGGUUUCAGGGUCAGUAAUGGCCUCGAACACAAGAUAUCCUGCAAAUCCUCAAAGGCAUCGUAUGUCCUCGAUACAGAAGAUUUUCUGUUCCGUGUAAGAAAGAGGAGGCGAGUUUCAUCUAUCGGAACCAUACCUGGCAAGGCCGAUAUUGCGAAGGCAGCUGAUGCUGUAAAAGCACAACGAUUCCAUAGAUUCCUCUCCAGGCCCUAGGGCCAUGCGGCAGAUUCUGCCAUGGUAUCUAAUCUGAAGACGACACUGACGUGCUUCGAUAGAAAUGUGGUGGGAAACCGUGUCUUCCCAACCUUUUGGAACAAACAGCCUUUGGAAGCAAACAUCUGGGGCUGGGGCUGGUAAAUACCAAAGCAUGCAUUAGGCUGAACUUAAAUGACCUGAUUGUGUUCGGAAUGUGUAUAUAUUAACACCCAGGAUGUCGUUUAUCCCGUUAACUGAUCACUGUUAUUGUCCGUAUGUUUUGCUUUACUGGAGAUGUGUCAUCGGGCACUAGUAUGUAAUGACUCAUGCUAAUCUGCCUAUGUAAUGACUCAUGCUAAUCUGCCUUGGGGACGUCGUUAUAUCUGUGAGCUCGAGUUGCCCC